AUGAACAACGCAGUCGACCACUACUUCGAGUUCAACACGGUGCCCAAAUUCGUUCAUCUCGCCGAAACUUCCGAUGCGUUUGACCCAGUGGUCGAAAAUUUCUUCAAGCGAAGCAGCAGCGGGAUUCAAGCUGACUUCGAGUCUGACGAUGCCGAAAACAUGCCACCUGGUCCAGCCGGCGACAAGCACAUGCUGAAAAUUGAGUUUGUGCCCGAGGAGGAAAUGGAGAAAGCUGAGGCGAUUCCCGAGUUGGAUCAAACGAUGAACAAUGAAGACGAGGCCGAGAUAAUCAACAACCUGGCCAAUGAUUUGAAGAAGUUGAGCAUGUUCAGUGAACAGCCUAAAAAAAUUCGUCGCUCACAGAUCGAACAAGAAGAAAGAAAAGCUGCCGCAAAGGAAGAGCAACAGCAACCAUCCGAUAGAUACAAUCUUCGUCAACGCACACCAUCACAAAGUGCUCAGCGUACAAAUGUCACCACUUCGAACAAGAAACCAUCAAUCGGUCGCCAACGCUUCACGGCAUCAAAGACAACUCCUCGUCCACCAACGCCACGUAGUGGAUCAGUUGAGCCUCAAAUUCGAGGGCGUACAUUGGAUUUGUCGACAUCACAUUCACGCUCACGAUCGACUUCUAUGCACACCGCGAGGGCUCCCAGCACAACUCGACGCGCUCCAAGUGCCGAACCAGUUUCUCGUCUCGCUAAGCCACCAACUCCACAGCUGAAUAAGCUACCAACUCCACAGCUGAACAGGCCGCCAACACCUUGCCUCAACAAGCCAGCACCUGUCAAGCGAACUUCUGCCGCCCCACCAUCAAAGGCUGGACCUGUUCGUGUACUUCCUGGUGCAAAGGUACCACCAGUCAACAAGCCAGCUGCUCAGCGUCCGACAGUGCCUGUAGUUCGUCGUCCAUCAGCGCCUUCAGUGCGUCGUCCUUCGGGUGCCUUAUCAUCUGCCGUCGUCAAGAGAACUUCAGUCCCAGCAACUCGCGCAGCUCCAGAAUCUGCUUCUUGUGUUCCAACUGCAAACACAUCUGUCACUCGUCCCGUCGCAUCGUCUGUCAUUCCAAAGCCAACAGGACUGCGUCAACCCGGUGUCACUCCUGUAACGCGAAUGGGAAACGUUUCACGACUUGCAUCAAACAAGCCUACGCAACUGGGACAGCCAACACGUCAAGGCGGAGUAGCAGGCACACCAAAACGAGCUCCUCAAUCGACCGGGCUGCGUCUGACUAAUCCCUCCCCAUUGAGCUGGGUGGAACGCUUGUCCAGACCAAAAAUGAUGACUCCAACUGUAGUUGCCGCUCGUGAAAGCCGGCUCGAGCAAAGGAAUAAUUCCGUUCGUCAAGCAUCCGCUGCUCGCCAACCUGGACAUCCGCUCCGAAUCGCCAAAACCAGCACGAAC
Messenger RNA from Mesorhabditis belari, 1404 nucleotides. Lineage: Eukaryota; Metazoa; Nematoda; Chromadorea; Rhabditida; Rhabditidae. The record is from the annotation of a GenBank genome assembly.